Oryza brachyantha (malo sina) is the source of this 3159-nucleotide messenger RNA. Its product is annotated as pentatricopeptide repeat-containing protein At3g13880-like. Gene Ontology annotation, biological process: RNA modification. Bases 255 to 2531 code for a protein of 758 amino acids. The transcript has 2 exons. Lineage: Eukaryota; Viridiplantae; Streptophyta; Magnoliopsida; Poales; Poaceae. The record is from RefSeq and is a predicted model, not a curated record. Gene Ontology annotation, molecular function: zinc ion binding; protein binding; RNA binding.
CGUCAGCUCGAUGCGGCCACAACAGAGGAGAGUCAGAGUCAGGAGACGACGCGGUCGGAGCCGGCUUCUCCGAGAAUUCCCCCUCCAAUCCAACCCAAAUCGUUCCCCAUCCCGGUCGUCGGCGCCGCAGUCCGCCGCAAGCCUGCCCGAGGCCAGCCGGCCGCCGCCUCCUGGAGCCGGCGGCGUACGGCCGCCUCGUCCAGGCCGCGUCGAGGACCCGCGCGCUGGCGCUGGGCAAGCUCGUCCACUCCCACAUGCUCCGCGCCGCCUACAGGCCGGGGCUCUUCCUGCGCAACAGCCUCCUGGCCGUGUACUCCCGCUGCGGCGACAUGCGGCACGCCCGCCUGCUGUUCGACGAAAUGCCGCGCCGGGACGCCGUCUCGUGGAACACGCUCAUCGCCGGGUACUCUGGCCUGGGGUCUUCUCGCGUGGCUCUUGACGCGUUCCGGGACGCACGUGCCAGUGGAGAUGGUGUGGAUAGGUUUACCUACGCUGCGGUGCUUGCCGCGUGUGCCGGCGCGAGGGACUUGAGGAACGGGCGGGUGGUGCAUGGGCUGGCCGUGGUGAGUGGGCUUGCACGGACCGCGUUCCUGACCAAUUCAAUCAUUGACAUGUAUGCCAAAUGCAGGAUGAUUGAUGAGGUCAGGUUGGUGUUUGAUCGGGCUGAGGAGCGGGACGAGGCUUCAUGGAAUCUGUUGUUGUCAGCGUAUGUGAGGAUGGGGUGGCCAGAGGUGGCAGUGAAUGUGCUUGUUUGGAUGCACCGGUCUGGGGUCAAACUGGACAGUUUUGCUUUGGGUGGCAUCCUGAAGGCUUGUUCUGAGCUUGGUGAUUCAGAGGAUGUUCGGAGGAUGCUGCACGGUUGUGUGGUUAAGAUUGGUUUGGACUUGGAUGUCUUUGUUGGGAGUGCAAUGGUGGAUAUGUAUGCAAAGAAUGGAGGAUUGGAGGAGGCUAUCAAGGUAUUUGAUUGCAUCCCUAAUCAAAGUGUGGUAGUUUACAAUUCCAUGAUAGCGGGAUUUGCUCGGUUAGGUAAUGGCCCGUGCCCUGAGACUAGAAUCGAAGCAGUCAGGCUUUUCUCUAAAUUACUCAAGGAGGGAAUAAAACCAUCCAAGUAUACGUUUAAGAGUGUGCUUGAAGUAUGCAAUUUGACCAAUGCAGUGCGGUGUGGGAGGCAAAUACAUGCCCAUGUUGUACUCAGUGGGUUUCAAGGUGAUGAGUUUAUUGCAAGUGUGCUGAUUAACUUGUACUCAAAAGCACAGUCAGUAAAUGACAGUCUGAGAUGUUUCCAUAUGACCCAUAAAGAAGAUGUCUUCACAUGGACAUCCAUGAUUACAGCAUUUGUGCAUAAUGACCAUUUUGAGAAUGCACUAUACUUGUUUAGGGAACUUCUCCAUACCAGAAAACAGAUAGAUCAAUUCACAAUAUCAAGUGUGAUGAGUGCCUGUGCUGCUCUGAGUUUGCCAUCGAUCUGUAAGCAGAUAAGCUGUUAUGCAGCCAAAACUGGCCUCGAUCAAUUUACUGUUUGCAUCAAUUCUCAGAUCGCUAUGUACAGGAAUAUAGGUGAUCUUAAGGCUUCAAAACAGACAUUUGAGAAGAUUUCAUGUCUGGACACUUUCUCAUGGUCUGCUAUGAUGCUGAGCUAUGCAGUUCAUGGCUAUGAAAGCAAGGCCCUAGAUCUAUUUGAGACAAUGAAGAAUCAUGGUGUCAUGAUGAAUGAUAUAACUUUUCUUGCUGUUCUCAUUGCUUGCAGCCGUCAGGGGCUGGCAGAUGAAGGUUUAAGGUAUUUCAAGAACAUGGUAUCAGAUGAUGGCUUUUCCCUGGAUGUGAAGCUCAAAGUGUGCAUGGUUGACCUCUUUGGCCAUGUUGGUAAGAUUGCUGAGGCUGAAGAUUUCAUAAUGAGUUCUGGAUCAGAAAAUGACCCAACACUAUGGCAUGCACUAUUACGUGCCUGCAGAGUCCAUGGGGACAAAGAAAGAGGUAUAAAAAUUGGAGAGAAACUGAUGGAACUUGAGCCGUUUGCUUCUUGCUCGUAUGUCGUACUGUACAACCUGUACAUGCAUUCUGGAAAAAUCUCAUUGGCUAUGAGGACAAGAGGCCUAAUGAGAGAACGAGGCAUCACUAAUGAAGCUGGGGUUAGUUGGACUGAGUUUGGAGGAUCCAUUCAUAAGUUCCUUGAUGGGGAUAAUUCUUACUCGCAUAACACCAUUCAAACGACAUUAGAGGAGUUGUUGGUCAGGGUGAAACAGAAGUCUGACCAUGGUAGAACAAAGAUUUGGGAGUUAGGAUUCCAAAGCAGAAAGCCCCUUCAGAGCUCAAUCAGCAGACAUGGCGAAUUAUUGGCAGUGGCUUUUGGGCUGUCUAGUUGGCCAUGUGUUGCUCCCGUAAGAGUUAUGAAGAAUCAGAGGAUAUCCUGGGAAAGCCACGAAACUCUGAAGCUUCUAUCACAAGGUGAAAAUAGGGAGAUAACUGUCAGAGAUCCAACUCAUUUUCAUCAUUUCACUCAAGGUUCAUGCUCUUGCAGAGACUACUGGUAGUUGAAAUUAUUCUAAUUUUUAGGAGGGUGAGAACGUGGGAUUCAGGAAGCAGUUUCACCGAUUUUUAAGGUGAGCUUUCUACUGACAGAUUACGAAGCUGUGGAUGCAAAUAAACCACGCGAGAAGGUUCUGUUGUGAUCAGGAUAAGAGUACAAUCUACUCAACUGAAGUUGCAUUGUUACAGCCUGUGGCUGUGCUUGAAGAUGUCAAUCUCAAACCUUCAUUACUCUGAUGAAACCAAGAAAGAAGAUAAAGUGCUUUCCCUAUUAGUUUCAUCAUUCUGACCAGCAAACUUGAAAGCUUGCAUCCAUUCACCAGAAAUUUGGCCACUAGGUUCAGGUUCUCAUGCGGUAUUUUGCAAUUUCAUGCCAGGUUACAGAGAAUUUUUUCACACACACUAACAGUAAUAUUCCCUCAUUAGGGUCUAAUUGAUCACUUUAGAAGCUGUCAAAGCUACAUCUUACACGCCAUUGACAGUUGUAAUUGUAUUGAUUAGAUGUUUAUAGGUCAGCAAUUUUGGAAUUGUAUAUAGUACUCAAACUGGCAUUCCUCUGCCCGUUUUUUCUCAACGAAAAACAAUGGAAAGCUGCAAGCAUUCGGUGGUAAUUGUAGGAAAUUUAGGUGAUGU